Ceratosolen solmsi marchali is the source of this 1141-nucleotide messenger RNA. RefSeq lists its product as uncharacterized. Bases 32 to 913 code for a protein of 293 amino acids. The transcript has 2 exons. The record is from RefSeq and is a predicted model, not a curated record. Lineage: Eukaryota; Metazoa; Arthropoda; Insecta; Hymenoptera; Agaonidae.
AGUGAUUAUUAACAUUCACAUUUUAGACUUCAUGAAGAAAGUAAAAAACACAGUAAUCGAUAAGGCGACUCUGAAUAUAUCUGUGGAGGUGCUGGACUUGGCAAAGUGGAAGGUUAUUCCGGACCUAUCAGAAAUCAAAAGUCAACCCGGAGAUGGUAGCGUUGAUGCCUCGAUCGAAGAUGAGCCAGAGGAUUGUAGUCCAGCAGUCAACUAUGAUACACCCAGGAUAUCGAAUGUCGUUGAACAUCAUUUAGAAAUUAAAUCUCAGCAACUUAUUUGGAACCAGGUCGCUGAUAGUACCCCGACUGCUAGCACUGGAAACGUGAGUAUACAGAUGGUAACAAUAGAGAUGGAAAUCAAAAAGCGGUUGAAGCAAAGUAUUAAUGACAAUCAACGCAAGGAACUAGUUGCACGUUUUUCUAAACUUUCUGUUGAAAGAAACAGAUUUAAGUGUUCGAGUAACUUACCACAGGUCUUUCAGGUAAAAUAUCUUGGAUCACACGAUGCCCGCGGUCUUUGGGGCAUCAAACACACCCGGAAGCCCGUUGACAACAUGGUUGCUUCAGCCAAGUCUUUGCCUAUCGGUACUAUUCUGCCCUUUGUUAAACUCAUUAUCAAUGAUGAUGAAGUCGGGAUCCUACCUCUCGACAAGUACCGCAUUACUAUCCACUCCAGGAUCUAUCCCAUUGAAAGUAUCUCAUAUGGAGUGCAGGACAUCGUUUACACGAGAAUCUUUUCUAUGAUUAUCGUAAGAGAGACUGAUGAUUUUCGGAAAAUGUCGCCCUUUGAGUGCCACAGCUUUGUCUGCGAAUCUAAACAUCAUGCUAGGCAAAUCACCUAUGCCCUAGCAACUGCCUUUCAGGUAUAUUCACAGCAUGUGAAGCAAAGCAUUAAUAAUCCAAUAAAAAGUUAAACCAAAAGAUUUACUAUCCAGCUAAGCAAUCCAAAUAAAGUUGAGAUAGAUUUUAUUUUAAAACUUGAUAAAUAUGUAAUUAAUAUUUUGACUUUCGGAUUCAUUUUACAGAAGAAACAAUAUAGUGGAUCUAGAUGAACCUGAUUUCUUGAUCGAAAUUAGGUCAUAAAUAGACGCGUAAUAAACUGAAAAUCUCUUAUUUCGGUUCAAAUUUAAUAAGAAAUCAAU